AUCUUUUCCUGCUUUAUAAAGAACCACCCUUUCUAUAUCACAGACUCUGGACUUAAGAAUCAUUGUCAGAGAGAGCCUCACACCCACAAACUGAAGCAUAGGAAGUCGCCAUUAAAGAGGGGUAAGAAUGACAGAAGGGGACAUCACAACGUUCACUGCCUUGCUUGAAAAAUUUAAUCUUCCAAUGAGCAAUUAUAAGAAACCAAAACUACUGUAUUGCAGUAAUGGAGGGUACUUUUUGCGCAUUCUUCCAGAUGGAGUGGUAGACGGAACAAGAGAUAGAGAUGAUAUGCACAUUAAGAUGCAAUUAAAUGCAGAAAGCGUGGGCGUGGUUUGCAUUAAAAGCACAGAAAGUGAGAAUUAUUUGGCUAUGGAUUCUACAGGACUUUUAUAUGGAUCUCUGACGCUGAGUGAGGAAUGCCUGUUCUUGGAGACUUUAGAAGAAAAUCAUUACAACACAUAUAAAUCAAAGAAAUAUGCAGAACAAAACUGGUUUGUUGGAUUAAAGAAAAAUGGGACCUGCAAGAAAGGUUCCCGGACACACUAUGGUCAAAAAGCUAUUCUGUUUCUUCCAUUACCAGUGUCAAGUGACUAAAGGCUUCCAGCAGCGAUGUUAUCAAGGAAACGACUGACCUGUGUACAAACAAAAAUCCUCUUCUGUGUGGCAUUGCUCUACAUAAUCACACUAAGACUGAUGGCCAGGGAAGUUAUUAAAUGUUUUAUUGCUAUCCACAAUGGAUUCACAUUAUUCACAAACACUGUAGUUUUAAAAUGAUGCACAUUUACUUAGCAGAGAAUACUGUACUGCAUGAAACAUUACAAAAAUAAGUACUACAAAAUCAAUACAGCUGUGAAAUACCUGUUCAUUAAUCAACACUCCAUUAAAUAGUGUGCGUUUAUGAGUAAUUAUUAAUGCUUUAGGAAUGGCUUCUAUUCCAUACAACAUUCUGAGAAAGGGAGGAAUCCCCCAGAAAUGCAAAUAUACUAUAUACAAAUGUGCUUAGUACUCUACUGCUGAACAGACAAUUAUUUAGUGUAUGUUUUCAAUGCAUUUUAAAUUAAUUAGGAUUUUAAUCAGUGGGUUUAUUGUAUUUAUACUCGUUAUGUGCCACCUGUUCCUAAAGGGUCAGAAAAGUGAAUCUCAAAUGAACAGUAGUUUAUUUUAAAGGGACAUGAAACAAUUAUUUUCAUCAUGCAGACAGAGCAUACAGUUUUAAAAACUUUCCAAUUCACUUCUGUUUUAAAAUGUGCGUUAUUCUCUUGGUAUACUUUGUUGAAGGAGCAGUAAUACACUACUGGGAGCUAGCUGAACACAUUGGAUGAGCCAGUGAGAAGAGGCAUAUAUGUGCGGCCACCAAUGAGCAAUAAGCUGCUUUCCAACAAAGGAUACUAAGAGAGUGAAGAAAAUUAUAUAAUAGAGUAAAUUGGAAAGUUAUGUACAAUUGUAUGUUCUAUCUGAAUCAUAAAACAAUAAAAUUGGGUUUUGUG
Messenger RNA from Bombina bombina (fire-bellied toad), 1488 nucleotides. RefSeq names its product fibroblast growth factor 1 (gene FGF1). Gene Ontology annotation, cellular component: cytoplasm. Lineage: Eukaryota; Metazoa; Chordata; Amphibia; Anura; Bombinatoridae. Gene Ontology annotation, molecular function: growth factor activity; fibroblast growth factor receptor binding. The transcript is spliced from 4 exons. The coding region runs from base 128 to 595 and encodes 155 amino acids. The record is from RefSeq and is a predicted model, not a curated record. Gene Ontology annotation, biological process: positive regulation of cell population proliferation; positive regulation of protein phosphorylation; positive regulation of gene expression.